Molecule: messenger RNA, 486 nt
Organism: Protopolystoma xenopodis
Lineage: Eukaryota; Metazoa; Platyhelminthes; Monogenea; Polystomatidea; Polystomatidae
Source: the annotation of a GenBank genome assembly
AUGGUCGAAGUUGAGUUGCCAGCUACACUACUCUGGAUUCUUACUCCGAAACUAGAUCUUCUUUCCCGCAGCGACGCCUACCAAGAACUGGCUUUCAGGCUCCGUCAGCAGGGGUAUCAGGCUCAUCUGAUAUCUCGAAAGAAGAAGUGUAUGGCGAAAGAAAAUGCAGUCGUGAAGGCUACGAGUGUCGUUCCUCCUGAACAGGGUCAGGGUGAGGUUGACGGGGAACUUAAAGUGUCCGAAUCUGUGAGGCCCAAUUCCCCGGAAAAAUCUCCACUAGCUGAGGGGACUGGCACACAAGGCUUGCCCAUCGGAAAUUGCCCAUCUGCCUCUUCUCCUGUGAUUUCGAUGCCCGAAACUGUCAAACCGACUGGAGACGCUUCUAGCACGCGAGAAGCUGCUUAUGAUGCUACUUCGAAGCAAUCAGUUCGACGAGCAGUCUCGGAAAGCCGCGAAGCGGUAAGUACUUCAAUUUUCCUGAAUUGA